Anopheles coustani is the source of this 3210-nucleotide messenger RNA. It is a transcript of the gene Aps, whose product is annotated as diphosphoinositol polyphosphate phosphohydrolase 1. Gene Ontology annotation, biological process: diadenosine hexaphosphate catabolic process; diadenosine pentaphosphate catabolic process; diphosphoinositol polyphosphate metabolic process. NCBI's taxonomy places the organism in Eukaryota, Metazoa, Arthropoda, Insecta, Diptera, Culicidae. The transcript has 4 exons. Gene Ontology annotation, molecular function: bis(5'-adenosyl)-hexaphosphatase activity; diphosphoinositol-polyphosphate diphosphatase activity; bis(5'-adenosyl)-pentaphosphatase activity. The coding region runs from base 1212 to 1868 and encodes 218 amino acids. Gene Ontology annotation, cellular component: cytoplasm; nucleus. The record is from RefSeq and is a predicted model, not a curated record.
AUCUCGAAAUUAGGUGUGCUAGCGAUUCAGACACGACCGCAGUUGCGAUCCGUUGCGUGGUAUCUCAGCUAAACUGUCCCGUUUUCUGUCGCCUUCCGUUGUGCGUACCGGUCGUGCAAACCCAUCCGAUAGACCGUCCGAUCCGAAUGCAUCCGGCAACGACGCCUGGCACGGCUGCUCCAUUCGACCGCCCCGGAAGAACUUAACCCCACAUACAGUUGCCUUGUACACCCGCGCACAGCUGCUGGUGGUGCGUGGACCGUGUAGGAGCUAGCAAAAUAUAACCGGAAGUAGUGAACGACGGCGUGAAUCGAUUCGCUUCGAGCGACGUUGGAGCACUUCUUUUUCGGCCGCAGAAGGUGAAGGUGCGUGCGUGUGUUAACCGGUCACAUCGGGGAGCACAGCGCAACGUGCGGAUAAGCGCACUGGUCUACACAAGAAGAUGGAAGCAACCGAGCCGGGUUCCGUGUGCAAUCGUUGCCGUCGUGCCAUUUUCAUCGACCUCAGCUAGUUUACCCUCGACUCGGCUCCUGUAAGCGCCUGCAAACUAGAAGGUGAACGAGGCAGUCGAGUGAGCCAGCUUCAGCAACGACAACGACGACGACGACGACGGCGGCGACGUUGCAUGAGGACGAAGACGAAAACGAAAGCAACAGGAGCACCAACAACAACAAGAGCGGCGACGGUGACGACGACCAGGAAGACGGAGUUGCAGGCAAAGAGGAAAAGCAGCAGGACGAAGCGAAAGAGUGAUCAGUGCAGCGUAUGUGUGAGUGUAUGUGUGUGCGCGUACGUGUGAAUGCAGGGUGUAAUGUCAGUGCAUCGGUCUGUCUAGUGGUUCGCUGGUAGUCGAUUGUGUCGUUUUUUUCUUAAUUAUUUUUUUGUGGGUGUAUGAAAGUGCAAGAUUGUGUGUUGUAUGUGCGUCAGUGUGAACGAGUCCAUUGAUUGUCGAAUGCGACAAGCAUUGUGAACGGCCGUACCGACAAUUCCCGUAUCUAGUCGCCGUAGCAGCAUCACCACAAUCUGCGAGCAAUAAGCAUCGAAGUAACCCCCGCGACCGUGAAAACACCAUCCCGGAUAGAUCAUUGACAUCAUCCUGUAGAUAGUGUGUUUACUAGCACCAUAACCACCACCUGGUCGUCAGCAUCCGUUGGGGAGUCUUCAAAGACAUUCAGCGAUUUUGAUCGUCACGGUACUUGUUAAGCGUAAAGAUGGUGAAAGAAAAACCAACUCCACGGCUCUACGACAAAGAUGGAUACCGUCGACGGGCGGCCUGUAUUUGCGUGCGAUCGGAGGCGGAAGCAGAGGUGCUGUUGGUCACAUCCUCUAGACGGCCUGAGCUAUGGAUCGUCCCGGGUGGUGGUGUGGAGCCGGAAGAAGAGGCUUCCGUAACGGCCACACGAGAAGUGCUCGAGGAGGCUGGUGUUACGGGAGAGCUCGGUCGGUGUCUCGGAGUGUUUGAGAACAUAGAGCACAAACAUCGCACCGAGGUGUUCGUAAUGGUCGUCACCAAAGAGCUGGAAGAAUGGGAAGACUCAAAAACGAUCGGCCGGAAGCGACAGUGGUUCUCGAUAGAGGAAGCCCUAUCCCAGCUGGCCCUGCACAAACCGACCCAGCGCCACUACCUGCAGCAGUUGCGCCACUCGAAGCACCGGAAUUCCAGCUCAUCCGAGCCACCGCCUAUCAUCUCCGAGGACGGCGACGAUGACUUUACGAGCGAACUAGAAACGAACAACUCCACUAAGGCGGAUGCCGUCACCUCGACAACACCCACUACGCCGACCGCGAACGACGACAUGGUAACUAGUGUGACCGAUGGUGAACCCACAACCACCACCUCCUCUCCUCCGACUACCCCAACCACUUAAGGUCCACCGAGUAGGAUCCUCCAUUCUCCAUCCACGCUUUGAUUCGACAGCUUACUUGGCGUACGGGAAGUAUAUGUAUCGUUAUAUUUGUUUAUCUUCUUUCCUUCUCUGCACCAAAUUAUAUAUUUUAACCUCGAAUAAUAUCUUGAGACGAAUUCAUCCAUUAGGAGCACGCGCAUCUUAUUUUUGUAGGCUAACAGUAGAUCCUAGACAUCUCCAAACGUACGAGAAGAUAGCAACGAUAGCCGUUAGUACAAGAUCCCAACCCCAAUUGACUUCGUACGUUUCUUAUCAUUUUCCACACAAAGUAUACGCACUUUCCCCAACUCCCCCAAUCACAACCUCCUCCUCCAACUGUAGUAUGAGAAAGAGAAAACAAAGUCUAAUUCUUUAGCUAUAUUACUGAAAGUCGAACACUUGAACAACAUUGAAAAGUAAACGUUUGAUAAAAAAAAGUCAUACCAAAUUAUACAGCUGUGCAUUGUUGCUUCGCUUUCCGAUCCUGGAUCCGAUAUCCAGUUCCGUUAGAGAACCGAAAUGAUUCGACGGAGGGAAGGAAUCUAUGACCGAGGACGAGUUUCUUUAGCAAGGAGAUGAAAUAAAAUAGCGCCCCGAAAUUAUUGGACAGGAAAAUGAUAUACCCCCAUCCCAAAGGAUGUUGUUUAGUUUAGUUUCAGUUUUGUUUCCCGUUUAGCACAGCACGAAUUAACCCGGUCGAUGAUAGAAAAACAUUGUGCUAUACAAUCGUAGAAUCAAAAGGCAUCGAUUCCCUUUUACGAACGCGUUAACGAACCGGGCGGCUCUCUGGUACGGAUUUUGCUUCUUGCCCUCCGUGGAAAAGGGGCCCAGGAUUUUUUGUUACAAAGAAGAAGCUACACAGAACCACCGCAACAGGGAAACGGGGGGAGAAACCCCCCUUGCGCUUUCCCCCUGAUCUGACUUUGCGUGCGUCGAUUGGCCAUUCAUGUGUGCCGCUGAUUUUGUAGGGAAUAUCUAGGUGCCUAGCAUGUAAGGGAUAGGGUUAUUAACAUACAAUUAAAAAAUCAAACAACACCAUUUACCAGGGCGAUGGAUUAUCCAUCAGCCAUGAAUCUUUCGAACCAACGUUUUCCGGCAACAUGGAGUAUGGGGGAGUGUAGUGGAAAGAGAAAGUAUGCAGGAGCUUUAUGAAAUUCUCUGCAGUAGAGCUUUAGGAGACGAAAGGAAAAACGAAAAACAAGGUAAGAAAAAUUAGUUGAUCGAAUUAUAAAAAAAAGAAUUAGACAGCCCCGCUAUAAAGAAGAAUCCGUGAUGUCUUUCUAAAAUGCAUGAGCAUGUUAUUGAACUGCAAUGUAUCAGCGAG